UUUGCGGGGAAACCCAGAGCGCCCGCAAUUUUUGAAUUCGCACGAACGGCCAGUCUGGAGUGGGUGUAACCGUAGAAAUAAAAACGUGAAAUGCCAACGACUUCCAAAGAACAUUAAAAAGAGUCUAGAAUCCAAGAUCCAUUGGACAAUAAUAGCUAUUCUCUAUGAAAUUACACAAGAUUACAAUGAAACUGAAAAGCACUUGAAUAUCCUCAAGGAAAGGCUUCUGAAAUGUAUUGAAACUUUGGAAGUUCCUGUUGAUGAGCUGAAUUAUCUGAGCAAUGUACAAAAGGUUCUAAAAGAAGAAGAAAAAAAGUAUAUUUUAAUGGAAGAAGGAUUGAAGCAUCUGGAGGAAGAAAUAACCAAAGAUUUCUUAACAUUAAGUACGGUGGAUGAAAAAAUUCAAAUACUUCAGAAGAAAACAAAAGCAUUAAAACAUGAGCUGUCAACAUUAGAAGCAGAAGCAAAUGAGUUAUUUCAUAGAGAUGCUAAUCAUGACCUAGGUCUUCCUAGUCUUUCAAUGGAGUAUUUGAAACUACCUGCUCUUCAGAAUGAGGUUUUGAAGAUCGAAAACCCACACGCUCUUCUUUAUGACAUGAAUAUCAUUCAGCAAUCAGAUGAGAUGAAAAAUAUGAUGGCAUUUUUAGAACAAUUAUAUGAGAAGGCAGACCAUCAAUGUACAGAAGAACAAUGAAGUAGCCUGUAUCUUUAGUUCCUUUUGUCUUCCAAGGAAAUAUUUGAAAGAAAUAGUUUUCCUAACAUGAUUUGCAUUCUGCAAUUCUCCAGUGACAUUGUGGAAAUUUUGGAUGUAAUUAAGAAAAUAUAAUGUACGAUUUUAUUGGGGAAAAGAUAGGCUUUUCAGUAACGAACUAGUUCUUUUGACUGUAACUACCCUUAAGAUUUGAUGCCAAACUCUUCAUGUUGAUCAGACGACAAAAUAAAAGACUUUAAAAGUCUUUUGACCAGUAUUCCACAUAAGGCUACUUACUACUAUAUAGUACCAAACAGAAAAUUUCCCCUGGUUUGGGUUGUAGUUUCUUUUUGAAUAUGCUGAUGUAAUUUAGAUGUAAGCAGAUCUGCUGCUUGAGAAACUUGUACAAAUGCAGAUAACAACAUUUAAUUACUUCAUUGGCAAGCUGAUUUAAGCAUAAACAAGUUUUCACUGGAGACUUACGGCUCAGUUAAACUCGGAGUUAAUGAGGAACAAAUUUCUGGCUCUGAAAAAUAAAGGUAGGAGUUUAUUUUUCCCCUGCCUCCUGAAACUGGAUAUUUUGUGGAUGUGGGUAAAGAAUAUAAGCUGCUUACUUAGGAGGCUAAUGCUCCAGGAUUCUUAAAUAUGGUUUCUUUCUUUCACUCUGCUCCUUUAGCUGCAGAGUAUUAUACAGCAGGUUGAGGUUUUCUUUCUUCACUUGAAAUUGUAUCUGGGAAAAAGAGAAUAAGUGUCAAAACAACACAAGCUCUAUCAGCAUUAUUACUUUUUGGGAACCUAUAAUACUUCAAUUUCUAGAUCUUAUUUUUGUCUUUAGAAAUAGAUUAAUCAUUAUGUCAUUCUCUUAAAUUGUUGCUGAAUGAGUUGCUCACUUGGCCACCAAAGGUAAGUCUUUGCUCCUUCCAGAUGGUGGGUGGAAGAAAAUCUUUAAAGUGGAUAGCUUAUUGUCUUUGUUCUCCUUUUAGAUAUUAAACAAUAUCAUUGGUUGCUUGAAGUAUCCCAGUUAAUGCUGAACGUUAAGAUGUCCAAUCACAUCUAAUGUUAAGUUUAUUUCUAUAUUUAAAAAGACCAAUCUUGUAUAUAAUCAAGCAAUAGACCUGCUAUUGGCUCUUGACUGUCCUUUGAAAUAUAAUUGUUCUCAUGGAUAUUGAAAUUAAUACUUAAAAGUAGGAGAAGCCUAAAAAUCGAAGUAUUUUAAUUAUAGGGUAUCAUUCUUCACUCAGAUUACCAUUGAAAGAAAAUAAUACCUGAUUCUCCUUGGAUUUAAGAACAAGUUUAGGAUAAUUCUCUUUCUCAGGGUUGUGUUCCUCUCUGUUAAUUUUCAAGAGUUAUUCACUUUUGGAAAAUAAGACAAAUUACUGUAGUUGUCAUCUUGGCCUAGAUGUCUUUUUUCAUUUUUUUGAAACAGUUGUAUAUUUUAAAAAUAAACAUGCUUUUUUGAUGCAACCCUAACGAAUACUGUGUUGUCAGUGAGAUAUCUUUAUAAUUUAUUUACAUGUUUCUAUGAGGAAAACCUACUGUAGUCUGAUUCCCAGAGGUAAAGUUUUAUGUAUGGUUAUUACAUAAGGGACAUCAAAGCUUAAAUAAAAGAGGCAUGUUUGAGAGACAGAUUUUAGGCUAAAGUGUGUAAAUACAUCAUAUUGUAAAUCUACAUUUUCUAUAAUAGAAUAUUAUAUUUUAAUUUUUCAGUCUGUGUGAUGUGUUUGUAUUCUGCAAUGAUUUUGUAGCUCUCUGGGAUAAAGAUUUAAGUCACUAGUAUGUAGACUUAUGUAAAUUGUCAAGGACAAUUUGGCUGUAGCAGCUGUUUAUAAGAAACAGAAUAAUACUGCCUUAAAAUAAUCAAAAAAGAAGGUGUUUUCUGCUUAAUAGGGAAACUUGUAUUGCUUUUUUAAAUUUCAGUUUAGUUUAAAUAUAAAUGUUUUAACUAUAAAAAAUUUCUAUAGACAUGCAAUUACUUU
Messenger RNA from Ahaetulla prasina, 2667 nucleotides. RefSeq names its product centromere protein Q-like. The record is from RefSeq and is a predicted model, not a curated record. Bases 326 to 694 code for a protein of 122 amino acids. Lineage: Eukaryota; Metazoa; Chordata; Lepidosauria; Squamata; Colubridae. The transcript has 7 exons.